CCGGAAGCAUGGAAAAUCCAAGAUGGCCGCCUCCGUGUUUCACGCGUGUGUUGUGUUUUGAUGUAAUGCGGUUCCUCAAACAGUACAAUAAUUACCUCUAGUAUUUUAUAUAUAAAUAUUUAUAUAAAAAAAUCAACAUGAAGCCUAAAUUCAAGCGGAAAGGAGGCGGAAAAGGGAAACAGUCCCAAGAUAAGCUGCAUAAGUUCAUGGUUUCAGUCCAGAACUUUGUCCAAAGUGCAGGAGGACAUGAAGAACUGGAGAACCAGGGACACAUGGAGAUGCUGCCGAGGAGAAAAAGUCGCAAAGAAGUGCGCAGAGAGAAGCGGAAGGUGAAGAAGAAGAAGAAAAGGAUGAAAGGGAAGCAGCCUGUAGAGGAGAAGAAGCAGGAGGACAGUGUGGAUGCUCCUGGACCCAAAAGUCCACCAAAGCCUCCUCCGGCUAUGAAGACCAACUCAGACAAGGAGGAGAAGAAACCUAGAAGGAAUGUGAGUUUUAAGGAACCGGCGGAACCUCAGGCGGAAAAGAAAUCCAAAGUGCAGGCGAUGAGGAAGAAAGCCCUGAUGGAAGCCAACGAGGUGGAGGACAGAGAGAUCAAGAAUCUCGAAAAGCGUCUCGGUCUCCAUAAGAGGAGGAACAAGAAGAGCCUUCCUCAGUCGUUCGUCAGCGAUGGUCUGGAUUAUAUUCUGGGAGUUCUGGAGCCUGGAGGGAUGGGUUUAUACGAGAGCGAUGAGGAUGAAGAGUCAGAGAAAGUGAAGAGCAGGUUGGAGAAGUUGCAGGAGGACAGUGAGGAGGAAGAUCAGGAUGAGUUGGAACAUCAGGAGUCUGGAGAUGAGGAGAUGGAUGAAGAUGGGGAAGGGGAAGAAGAUGAGGAGAUGGAUGAAGAUGAGGAGACGGAGGAAGAUGGGAAAGGGGAAGAAGAUGAGGACGAAGGCGGAAAUGACAAGAUGGAUGAGGAUGGAGAAGAUGCCUCAGAAGAAGAAGAAGAGGAGGAGGUUGAGCAAAGUGAACAGGAGGAUCAGCUCAAUUCCCGAGACAAAGCAUCUAGCGGCGAGCCGACGGGCAAAUACAUCCCACCUCAUCUCCGAGAAGCUGCCGACGGCAAACGCCGAGCCGAACUAGAGCGUCAGCGCAACCUGAAAGGCCUCGUAAACAGGUUGAGUGAGGCCAACAUGGGCUCCAUCAGUGGGCAGGUGGAGCAGAUGUACAUGAGCAACAGCAGGAAGGACAUGAACGACGUGCUGACCGAGGUCCUGAUGGCCUCCUGCGUCACGCCCGCACUGAUGCCCGACAGGCUGCUGAUGGAGCACACGUUGUUAGUCAGUGUCCUGCAUCACACAGUCGGACUGGAGGUCGGUGCUCAUUUCCUGGAGACGGUGGUCCGUCGUUUCGAUGAGACACAGCGCGACGCCUCAGAGACGGGUAAAGAGUGCUGUAAUCUGGCCUCCAUGAUGGCGCAGUACAACUUCCAGGUGGUGCACUCGCUGCUGCUGUUCGACGUGCUGAAGCGGCUGCUGUCGUCGUUCACGCCGCAGGACGUGGAGCUCAUGCUGCUGCUGCUGAGGAACGUGGGCUUUUCCCUCAGGAAGGACGACCCUCUGGGCCUGAAGGAGCUGAUAUCAGAAGCCCAGCGCAAAGCCAGCGCAGAGGGGCCACGUUUCAGCGACCAGACCAGAGUGAGGUUCAUGUUGGAGACCAUGAUGGCCCUGAAGAACAAUGACAUGAGGAAAAUUCCAGGUUACGACCCUGAGCCUGUGGAGAGACUGCGGAAACUGCAGCGCACUCUGAUCCAGAACCGUGCGAGUGGCACUGACGUGAAGCUCCGAGUUUCUUUGGAGAAUCUUCUGGAAGCGCAGAAAGUCGGGCGCUGGUGGAUCGUCGGCUCGUCCUGGAGCGGAGUGCCCAUGAUUACUGAGGACAAACCGACAGAGCAGCCUGCUAUCGGGGAACAGUUCAGCGCCAAAGUUUUGGAACUGGCCCGUAAACAGCGCAUGAACACGGACGUCAGGAGGAACAUCUUCUGCGUCAUUAUGACCAGUGAGGAUUACAUGGACGCCUUCGAGAAGCUCCUCAGAUUGGGUUUGAAAGGUCAGUCGGAGCGCGAUAUUGUCCACGUCCUACUCGACUGCUGCUUGCAGGAAAAAUCCUUCAAUGUCUUCUACGCCGUUCUAGCUGAGAAGUUCUGCAUGCAUGACCGACGCUUCCAGAUGACUUUCCAGUUUUGUCUGUGGGAUAAGUUUAAAGAGAUGGCAACCCUGUCGAGCAGUUCCUUUAUGAACCUGGUCCAGAUGGUCACGCACCUCUUAACCAAGAACUCCCUCUCGCUCUCCAUCCUCAAGGCCAUAGAGUUUGGAGAACUUGAUAAGCCCAGGGUUAAAUUUCUGAGGCAGGUCUUGUCGAAGCUUUUACAGCAAACUCAGGAGGAGGAGCUGGUACAGAUGUUCAGUCGGAUUUCUGGAAUCCCGAAUCUUGGAAUGCUACGUGAAGGACUCAAGCUCUUUAUCAGGCACUUCCUGCUUCGGAGUGCGCAGACGGAGGGAAUGCAGCUCGCAGAGAGGGCCGAGGUCGCCAUCAAGGCCUUGGAGGCGCGCGACACCAAGCUCAAACUGUAGAACAGUUGAUAGACCUUUUCUCAGAAGGUCGUCACUUCACAUCUCGGCACAACGAUGCUGCCUGUGUUGAACCCUUGAGCAUGGCCCUCAACCUUCAGGUGCAUGAAUUGAAUAAGUGUCCACCAAAUGCCAUAACAGUCAAAGAAAGAACAGUUUUUCAAACUGAUUUUGCCCAGCAGGUGUCUCCACAACCCACAUAAUGAAGAGAAUGUUUUUUUAGGACUCCCAAUACAUUUUGAGUUGAAGGGAACUGUGUAGAAAAGUGAAGAAAAUCUGGAUUGAGAACAUGGAUACUCUAUAUACAUUGAUCAUUUGUAAAAAACCCAGGCUUCGUUUUUGAGGGAAAAAACAUUGUGUUGUGUUUUAUUACCUUUUAAUUAUCGGUUAUUACUAUUUCGUUGAGUAAAUAACAAUUAAAUGGAUUAUGAAAGACAAAUAAAUGCAUAAUAACAAUUAAAUAUAA
Silurus meridionalis is the source of this 3072-nucleotide messenger RNA. It is a transcript of the gene nom1, whose product is annotated as nucleolar protein with MIF4G domain 1. NCBI's taxonomy places the organism in Eukaryota, Metazoa, Chordata, Actinopteri, Siluriformes, Siluridae. Gene Ontology annotation, biological process: ribosomal small subunit biogenesis. The record is from RefSeq and is a predicted model, not a curated record. Gene Ontology annotation, molecular function: RNA binding; protein binding. Gene Ontology annotation, cellular component: nucleolus.